Tuber melanosporum (Perigord truffle) is the source of this 942-nucleotide messenger RNA. RefSeq lists its product as uncharacterized. NCBI's taxonomy places the organism in Eukaryota, Fungi, Ascomycota, Pezizomycetes, Pezizales, Tuberaceae. The record is from RefSeq and is a predicted model, not a curated record. The transcript is spliced from 2 exons. Bases 1 to 942 code for a protein of 313 amino acids.
AUGGCAACCGCCCAGCUGCUCUCGAGCUUUAUAUCUCCCCCAAUCCCCUCUUCUCCAUCGUCUUCGGCUGAUCAGCUGCCUCCAUUUUUCGCCCUCACCUACAAUUAUCUUUGUGCUGCGCUGCUCUUGUUGCCUCCGUUGGCCUAUUUAACCUACAAGGACUACCGCUCUUUCCUCUCGCUUGGUCCAGGGGGUACUCCUUACAACUUUUAUGGCUAUUGUACCAUAACCUCGCUCCGAUUGCUCGCUCUCCGAAACCCCCGUGUUCCGGGACCAGUACCGGAAGGUCUAAAACACAAUGGCUACCUCCCCAAGUCGGGGGUAGCUAAAAGGAAUGCCUCUCGCCCAAUCGUCACAGGAAUCGCACCCCACAGACAGAUGAAUCAAAGGCCGAGAAGAGAAAUAUUCAACCUUCUUUCCAGCUCGCUACAGAAUUUAGCGGACGAUUAUCCAAGAAGAUUAAGAAUCGCCAAAAGCUGCUUCGAGAAACAUUGCCCGGGGCUGUUUUCCAAGAAGUCAGUUAACAAGACCUGCAAUGGCGAAAUUGUUCAUGCCCACCUUAGUGAUGGCUCAAUGCAUAUGACGUUGCAUCCGGCAGAUGCCAAGAUGGUUAUCGAGGCUGGAUGGGGAGAGAGACAUCCACUUGCCAGAGGCGGCUGGUGCAGACGGUUUGUGCCAGUCGGGUUUGUGAUGAUCUAUGCUCCACGCACCGAAGAGGAGGUUGGUCUCGUCCUCGAAAUCGUCAAGGCGGGAAUUGGCUGGGUUAGCGGUGAGCCGCUGGACGAAUCAGAGGCUGGACUCUAUCCGAAGGAGAUGGAGGCCAACGAUGAUUUGAGCCGCUGUGACUCCAGACGCUGCCAUGCCAACGGGAACUCCACAACCAAGGACUGUGAAUCCGAUGUUGUCCAAAAUGUCGCCAAUGCAGUGAUGGAGGACGCUUGA